This is a messenger RNA of Sardina pilchardus (European sardine), 2990 nucleotides long. It is a transcript of the gene borcs6, whose product is annotated as BLOC-1 related complex subunit 6. Lineage: Eukaryota; Metazoa; Chordata; Actinopteri; Clupeiformes; Clupeidae. The record is from RefSeq and is a predicted model, not a curated record. Gene Ontology annotation, biological process: lysosome localization. The transcript is spliced from 6 exons. Bases 231 to 1592 code for a protein of 453 amino acids. Gene Ontology annotation, cellular component: BORC complex.
CUGCACGUUCAGUUAGAACUAUCCAACUCAAACUAACGAGGCCUGGCUGUCUUCUCUCCCACAGCUAACGUUAGCUAUUAUCUCUAGCAUAACGUAGAUCUCUCGCUAGAUGGGCUAAUCCUCCGGUUUUGAGUGAUAAGAACCUAGCAGCUAUCACUAUCUUUUCCCAUAUUGCAUCAUGACAACAGGAGGUCCUUUGUGGUUAACUUGUCAACUUAGCAGGAGGAGGGAUGAGCCAUUCCCCUGUGAUUGGCCAAGAUGUCCCUGAGACAACCAACGGGGUGGACUCUCCGACCUCCCCUGACAUUUCUGAAAGGCCGACACCACACACUCUGAAGUGUGAUGGCAGGACCACGUUACAAGAAGAUGGUAUAGAGGAGGGGACACAGAUUAAAACAGAGACUAAUGCAGACACAGACCACAUAUCUAAGAACUCAGCCGCACAUUCAAAUCCAAACUUGUCACACACUGAAACUCCCGAAACGCACUCCACGUCGCUAACUCACACACACUCGCACACACCAAACAGGCAUGCAGAAUCUCCACCCAAACAUAAACCUCACACAGGUGAAGAAGACCUCAAUGAUUCGGUAUUCACUCACAUAGAAGCCACAGAUCUCACAGACACAGCAACCAAAGACAGACCACACACAGAAACGCACAGCACAGACAGACAACAGCACGACAACGCACAGACAUACAGUGAAGCCCCAGAAGAUGAUGGAGUGAGAGAAGAGGAGGUGGAGCAUGACAGAACAGAGAGAAAGGAUGGAGAGCAGAGAGAAGAGGAGAAACCAGAGCCUAUGAAACCGUCAUCGCCAUCGUCAUUUCAGAACCCUCCUCCUCGUCUCAGCACGUCGGCACCUGCCAGUGGAACCGCCCCCUCCCUGGCGGAGUCGGGCGCGGACGCCGACUCGGACGAAGUGCCUCGGCCCAUGCACGUGAUGGCGGAGGUGCGCGUGCGCGGCAUGCCGGACCGCGUGGUGCGGGGCAUGCAGGACAGCAAGAGCCUGGACGAGCUGAGCGGGGCGUGCGGAGGCGGGGGCCCGCGGGGGGGUGCCCGGGGGGGCCAGGCGGAGGGUGGGCGCAGGGCUACCAUCUCCAGCGCCCUGGAGCUAGAGGGCACCGUGAGCCAUGAGGGAGACAUCACCAACUUCAUCUGCAGGAACCUGGAGCAGAAGAUCAAGAUGAGCUCGCGGCCCAGCCUCGACUGUGACUCGGACUCGAGCUCGGGUUCAGUCCGUGGCCGGGCGGUGACGCGGCGGCCAGCAGACAUCCCCCCGAUCGACCCGUCCGUCUUGUUGGACCUGCAGAGACACACGCAGGACGUGGCGCAGAGUGUAGAGCUCAUGAUGCGCAGCCUCAACGGAACCAUCCAGAACAUGACUGCCUUGAGUGUUGGCUACAUCCAGACGUACAGAGACUCCGUGGAUAGCCUGGGAGAGUCUGUGGACAUGAGCAUAAAGGGAAUGUACACGUUGAUGGCCCGUUGUGAGGAGCUGGACCGCUCCAUGCAGCCCAUCCACACGCUAGCAGCUCAGAUCCGAGACAUCAAGCGCACUCUGGACGCCCUGGAGGCCGUCUGCAAGUAGCCGCCGCCCCCCUCACCCCCCCCCCCCCCCCCACCCAGAUGUGCUGCUGCCGCUGCCGCCGCUGCUACUGAAAGUAACCACAAGCACCCCCAUCCCCUCAGCACCACCACCACCACCACCACCACCACCACUCCCACCACCACCCUCCCAGAGAUGUGCUGCAAGUAACCACACCCCAAGAGUGGUGUCGCCGUGCCAAUAUGCCUUGCCCCCCUCCCUCCAUUCGCCCAGCAGACGCCCUGUAAUGGAAUCAUCUGUGUACAGACUCUUAGCUGAUAACCAUGUUACCAAAUCUUGCGCUACUGAUCAAGUCUCUCAGAGAUGCUCUGCAGCCCCCCCCCCCAUCCCCCUCUCCUCCUCCCUGGACCCUUGGGAGUACAGUAAAAUGGGCCUCAUCUCAAGUGGCAGCCUUGCUCUCUCUCUCUUUCUCUCUCUCUCUCCCUCUCGUCUGUGACUUCAUACAGAGGAGAGGAAUGCCCCUCGUCUCCUCUACCAUACCGUCCAACACAGUACCUACCUUUGGUGGUGUGGUGUUGUCCCCUCCUCUGCAUUUGAAGGCUUCAGGUCAUGUGUCCUUGAGUGUAUGUGGUGUGGAUUGUAGAGAUGGACGGACCCUGACAUCAGGGACAUGGUUGUGGUGGCCGAUUGACUUGCGGAGUCCGAUGAGACUUUAACAGGAAUGCAAUGCACAGGGAUGCACAAGCUACCCUGGUGUCUGAUGCCCUGGAAACGAAGUCAGGUACGCUGCUGAGAAGUGUGUGACCACAGAAGUUAUGAAUUUAUGCCACAAUGCAUCCUUUUUGUGUUUACUCUCUGAUCAUGUGAAAGACUUAAACUACACUUACACACACCUGAGAAAUUGUUGGUUUUGUUUUUUUCAAUACUAACUUAUGUGGAGGCUACAGUGUGUGUGUGUGUGUGUGUGUGUGUGUGUGUGUGUGUGUGUGUGUGUGUGUGUGUGUGUGUGUGUGUGUGUGUGUGUGUGUGUGUGUGUGUGUGUGUGUGUGUGUGUGUGUGUGUGUGUGUGUGUGUGUGUGUGUGUGUGUGUGUGUGUGUGUGUGUGUGUGUGUGUGUGUGUGGCAUGUUCCCUGACUAGCCAUUCACUGCAGUUCACUGCAUGGAUCCUCUCUCCCCUCUGGCCGCUGUACAUAGAGUGGCAAUAGACUGAAGCAGGGGAUUUUGGGUAUUGGAGUUUUUAGAGCGGACGCUUUUUUGAUGGGAAGGGGUUCAGGAGGAGGGCUGUCUUCGUUGCUCUGCUCUUGUUGUCUGUCGCUCGAUCCAAUCAGAAGUAAUCUUUGUACAUACUGUCUCAAUGUCACUAAAACAAUGAUUUAGCCAAUGUCAUGUGUGUAUUUAAAAAGAGGAUAUAACAAUAAAUUUACAAGAAUGAUGCAGAAA